AGCAGCAGAAGGAGCAGCAGUAGCAGCAGUAGCAGCAGCAGCUGAGACCGAGGCCGAGCAACAGUCGCAGUGGCAACGUCGAGACGCAUGCACGCUCAAUGCUCGCCGCUGGCUGAUGGCCAAAGUCGGAUUCGGAAUCAGAAUCAGCAACGAAACUGGGACUCCAGUCUGAACUGAACUGAAGUGAGGUGCCUGCCACCCGUCCCAUCCCAUCCCGCAUAGCCACAGAAAAGAGAAGCGCACAUAUCAGCAGGCAUUGCGAGCCAUUGAGCACACCUGUGGACCACUGCCAACCGACGAGAGGAGACGAAAGGAGAGCAAGGAGCGAGCACCAUGUCCACUUCAAAGCAUCAACACCAUCAUUAUCGAGCGGGGUUCGUGUGGCUCCUGCUACUCUCGACUGCCAGCGCCACUGUCAGUGCCAUUGUGGAGCCAGAGGAGGCGGCCUUCCAAGGUCGCUGCGGCCACACCAGUCCCUGCGAGCAGCUCUGCUAUGAGAUCCACGACGGGAUGUACGAGUGCGACUGCAUCGAGGGCUAUGAGCUGAACAAGAACGGGUACAGCUGUCAAGUUAUUAAUUCCACAGGCAACGGAUCCGAUGGCCGUGGCAAGUCCGACGAGGAUGUCCUGUAUCAGAAGGGAGCCUCGUUCAGCGCAAAGCUGGCCAACGAUGACAGCAAACUGAUGUCCCAGGCGGUGUAUGCCGCCGGAGAUGGCCCCGGUGCUGCAGGGAAUGGGAACGGAGUAGAUGAGUCCGAAGCGGAUGGCGAUAGCUACGACUACAGCGAGGGCGAUGACAGCACUUUGAGGCUGCAGGAGCGACAGCAGCAGCAACAGAAAGUCAAUUCAAACGAUUAUUACAUAUCAGCGGAGAGCAUCAAUUUCAAUUCUGAGGGCGAUGGCCCCGAGCCGGAUGUGGGCGAUUUUAAAGUGGCCAGCACGGCGAGCACAACCACAAUCAGUACCACCGCAGCGCCUAAAACCAAAACCAAAACCAGCACCUGGUCCAGCACAACCACAACAGGAGCCCCAGCCCAACCAACGGCAGACAGUGGCAAUGGCCAGAGCCAACUGGACAUGGACUAUGGGGUGGGCAAUGGUGCGGAUGGUGGGGAUGACUACUAUAGCUACAAGUCCGACAUGUCCAUCUACGACGAUGUCAACAAUAAUCAAUUAAAUUUAAGACGGAACAGCAACAGCAACAGCAACAGCAAAUCGCAAACAUAUCAGACGACAAGCAAUACGAAUAGGAACUCCGGCAAGAACAGGAAUCGCAAGACCAACAGCAACAGCAACAGCAACAGCAAAGUUCAAAUGCAUAUCACGAGGAUGUACACUAAUCGGAGCAACAUAUCAGAAACGAAUGUAGGAGUAGCAGCAAAUACGGGAACAUCAGCGGAGGCAGCAGCUACCAGCACUAGCAGCAGUUCCAGUUGCAAUCUGGAUUGUGGAGCCGAUGGCAUCUGUGCCUUGGAGGCAACCGCCGCCAGCUCCCGCUGCCUGUGUCCCUUUGGCAAGACAGGCAAUGGCUGCCAGGAUGAUAUACGCGCAAAUGUGCCGCGCUUUGCCAAGCGCUCCUGGCUGGCAUUUGCCGCACUUCAUGGCGCUUACAAGCACGUCCAGCUGCGCGUAGAGUUCCGUCCAGAGUCCUUUGAUGGCAUCAUAUUGCUGAGCGGCGAGCGGGACGAUCUAACUGGGGACUUCAUGGCCCUGCUGCUUAAUAAGGGAUUCGUGGAGUUCUGGUUCGACUGCGGCUCGGGCGUGGGCAGCGUACGGUCGCGGGAGACUAUCAUGCUGAACGAAUGGAACUCGGUGAUCAUCUAUCGGCAUCGCUGGGAUGCCUGGCUGGUGCUCAAUCACGGCACCAAGGUCCAGGGCAGAUCGAAUGGAUUAUUCUCGCGCAUCACCUUCCGUGAGCCUGUCUUCCUGGGUGGCAUUGGCAACAUCACGGGCCUGGCCAAGCGCCUGCCCCUGGCGGAGGGUUUCUCCGGCUGCAUUCGACGCUUUGUGGCCAACGAGCACGACUACAAGUUCACCGAACAUCCGCUGGGCGAUGUCAUCAAUGGCUUCGACAUACAGGACUGCUCCACGGACAAGUGUGUGCGCUAUCCCUGCCAGCAUGGUGGCAAGUGCCUGCCCUCGGACCAGGGAGCCGUCUGUCUCUGUCCCAUUGGAUAUGUCGGGGAUCUCUGCGAGAUUCGCAUGGAUCUGCAGGUUCCCGCCUUCAAUGGCUCGUCGUUCCUUCGCUAUGCGCCGCUCGGCGACAGCGCAUUGAUCUGGCUGGAGCUGAAGGUGAUCCUGAAGCCGGAACAGGCGGAUGGCCUCAUCCUGUACUCGGGCCCAGAGCAGCGAGGCGACUUCAUUGCCCUCUACCUGAACGAUGGCUUUGUGGAGUUUGCCUUUGACUUGGGCAGUGGACCCGCAGUGGUGCGGAGUGAGUACUCCAUCAGCACGGGACAGUGGCACACCAUCAAGAUCUCUCGGACUGCUCGCUUGGCAGUGCUCAAGAUCGAUCAGCACCAGGAGGUCAUGACCAUAUCCUCGAAUGGCUUCUGGCACUUGUCCCUGGAGCAGAAUCUGUUUGUGGGCGGCGUCAACCACGUGGACCGCCUGCCGCUGGACCUCAAGUACAAGCCAUUCUUUGUGGGAUGCAUUCAAAGGAUUGAUAUCAAUGGCCACUCGCUGGGCAUUGUGUCUGAGGCUGGGGGCAGCAACAUUGGCAACUGCCCCCACGCCUGUGUGGCCCGCCCGUGCGGACCCCUGGCGGAGUGCGUGCCGCAAAUGGAGAGCUACGAGUGCCGCUGCAGCAUCUACAACGAGCGCUGCAACAAGGCCGCCGAAGUGCCGCCCGAGCUGCUGCCGGAGCUGGCUUUACACAAAUCUAAGGCACUCGAGACCAAGCACAAUAGAGAAAGAGAACGAGAACGAGAACCAGAGGAGGCCGUGGCCAAGAAAGUCUCGGUCGUGGCGCACAAGAAGCACUCGAAGAAGCGCAAGAAUUUGCAUAAGCCACCUGCCACCACCACUGCUGCCACUACCACAACAACCACAAGCACAAGCACAACCACAGCCAGGCCCCCAUCCACAGCUCCACUGUCGACGGAUGAUGAGGAAGCCACAGCAGGGGCUCUUAGCAAUGAGGAAAUCGAAGAUGAUAUCAUAUUCCGCUUUGUGCAGCAGCAGCAGCAGCAGCAGCAGAACCAGCAGGAGCAGCAGCCACAGCAGCUGAUGCCAGGGAAGAGACAACCGCAGACGCCUUCUCCUUCUUCACAUUCCCAGCCAGCCCCACCGCCACCCCCAACUCCAGCUGCUAUGGCCACGGCCAAGCACUCGGGCAAGCUUCAAGUGAGCAAGCACGAGCACCACCAGAAGCCAAAUGCAGCCUUUGCCCACAAACUGAGCCGCCUGCCCACCCACUAUGAAAGUUUCCAGACGAAUCCGGACAGCGACAUUCUCACCUUUGAUGAUAACAACGACUGGGUGGCCAGCCUGCAGCAGCAGGAGUAUGCCGAUGCCAUGGCAACCAGCAGUCAGAGCAGUCAGAGCAGCAAGAGCAGCAAGAGCAUCCAGGGUGGUCCGGUUGUGUCGGCGGAGGAUGACAGCAAUGCCUUUGUCUUUGACGAGUCCCUUUUCGAUGCCUCGGACGGGACCGAGGACUACCAGCGGAAGCAGCUGAACGAGGACAUGAAGCGCAUCAUGUCCAACUCGAACACGCACAGCAGCCACAAAAAGGCAGAGCCCGAAGUGCUGGCCCCACCUGCACCCAGCGGGGUUUCCUCAAGCGAGACAGCGCAGUACAGUGAGGACUACAACGACGACGACAACGAUGAACUGCUGUCGCCAGUGCUGCAUUCAGAGCUGGAGGUUCAUCUAGAGAGCCAUGCCUCCACCACGCCACAGACCCACACGGACUGGAGCCUUCUGAAGAAGUUCGACCUCUCCGCGGAGCACCAGUCGCAGGUGCAGGGAGUUCGCAAGAACUUUGGGGCCUGCUUUGCCGGCGCCGACAGCUAUUUCCACUACAACGAUGCGGACACCAUGAGCCAGAUCAUUAGCUACAACAUUGAUUUAAAUCUGCGCAUCAAGACGCACUCGGAGAACGGCGUCAUUCUCUGGACCGGCCGCCAGGGAACGACGGAGGAGCACGACGACUAUUUGUCGCUGGGCAUUGAAAAGGGAUAUUUGCACUUUCGCUAUGAUUUGGGCUCUGGUGAGGUGGACAUUCGCUUCAAUGGCACCAAGGUCAGCGAUGGCCUGUGGCAUCGCGUGAGAGCCAUAAGGAACUCACAGGAGGGCUAUCUGGAGGUUGAUGGCCGCAAAACGUCCACGCAGCGAGCGCCUGGCAAGCUGCGUCAACUAAAUACAGAUACUGGCCUAUAUGUUGGUGGAAUGCCGGAUGUGGCAUACUUCACGCAUCGGCGCUACUACAGCGGCAUUGUGGGCUGCAUAUCGGAGAUUGUGGUGGCUGGGGAGUUGAAGCUGAACUUUGAUCCGAGCACCCUGGGAACGGAACACAACGUGGAGACAGGCCUACUAUGAAACGCUGCACUAACGCCUCAAGACUUUUGAUAUCGAAUAGUUUAAAUGUUAUGUUAAUCACACAAAUGUCCUUUGUCGAUUUGUGUUUGUACAAAAAUACGCUUUUAAAAGAAACAAAACAGAACGGGGUAGACGCUGAGAUUGAGAUUGAGGGAAGAGCAUUUUUUUACACCAAGAGAAAAGGAGAUGAGAGGAGAUGAUGGGAGAUGGAAGUUAAGGAGGAUCGAAACUAAAUCUAGAGCGUAAAACAUACUACAUACAUACAUAUUAUAUACAAACGUAUUGAGUAUAUACAAUAGCAUACACACAUAUACAUAUAUAUAUAUAUAGAUAUAUAUAUAUAUUUAAUGAGCAGAUGAGAUACCAACAAAAAGCAAAACAAAACAAAACAAAGGGCAUGCAUGCUUCGUAUAGAGCCUGUGACUGUCAAUACUUCAGAAUGGAAUAGUUUAUAUAUAACUUUAGCAAAGGGGAUUAAUGUAUAUCGAGUGGAGUGUAAAUCAUAUAGAAUAUGAUGAUAUGAUGAGACGUGUCAUCGUGUGUGCGGAGUAUCGGAGUGUGCGAUCAUGCCGGAAGUCCAUUUAAGGAACGAUUAACAAUUACGAUUAACGAAUAUCGAUAGCGAUACUUUAGUGUGUUGAACCGUUACGCUUUACAUGCAGAGCUGCCAGCUUUUUUGUACUACACACACACACACCACUCACACACACUGCUGUACACAGACACACACACAUGCAAAUGCAUUAUGGCAACACUUUCGUUUUUCGCAUUGCUGUACCUAAACAAACAAAGAAACAAACAAAAACUAUGAACUGUAUAACUGUACAUUCUGUACUAUUUGGCGCUUCUUGGAAGGUCCUGUCAAACCCCGAACGAAUCAAAGAGUGGAGUAGUAGAAGAGGAACAUAUUAAAUGGUAAGUAAAUAAUGGGUAGCGUGUAUUAGUAUGUAAGACGGCACACGAAAACACACACAACACACCCACACACACACAUGCCUGCCUAAGUAACUUUUAUAUACAAAUAUAUAAUGUAAAACCAAUUGUAAGAGACACCAAACCAAAGAAUCUUAAGCCAUACGUAAGAACACCAAAACACCACAAAGAAUAAACACUCAAAAACACACACAGAAACACGCUGAACCAGAAAAGAAUGGAAAAUAUGUGAGCGAUUUUUAACAAUUUACAUACACAUAUACUCCCAUGCAACAUACACACAUACAUACAUACAAUAUAAUAACAACAGAACAAAGAACUAAACAAAACAACAACUAGCUAAAGAAAACCAAACCAAAAGAUUAAGAAAACAGCAACUUAACAAUCCCAUAGCGAAAUUUGUA
This is a messenger RNA of Drosophila subobscura, 5876 nucleotides long. Its product is annotated as pikachurin. The record is from RefSeq and is a predicted model, not a curated record. Gene Ontology annotation, molecular function: calcium ion binding. Lineage: Eukaryota; Metazoa; Arthropoda; Insecta; Diptera; Drosophilidae.